AUGGUCCGGAGGCGAGUGCGGCGGCUGCUGGGUGUGGCGCAGGCGCUGCCUGCUGAGCUCGGCGGCGACGAUUCCUCGGCCGCGUCGACCUACGGGACCGAGGCUGCGGCGGACGACGACUACCGGGCGUUCCUGGACCUGGCGAUGGAGGACUUCGCGCUGCUGCAAGGCCGGCUCGGCGCGUUCUCGGUGUUCCCGCAGGCCGACGUGUUCGCUGACCCGCCCUGCUGCCUCAAGGCACACACGCCGCCCUGCUCCACUCACCUCUGCCGCGCCAUCACUCCCCCUGCACGCUCCAUCGCCUCAGCGCCACCGUCGUCGCAAGCAGGCGACGCUCGCAAGCCGAGGUGCUCUCCGUCGCAAGCAGGCGGCACGGUCGGCAACGGCGCACCGUGGAUGCUCACCGUCGCCGCGGGCACCAUGGACCGCGCGAUACGGACCAAUGUGAAGCUCGGCAACGGCGAGGAGUUCCACGGAGAGUCCCUGUUCCAGUCCAGGAACAACUCCGCCGCGGACCAGCUCCCGCUGGUGUACCCCGGCGCGGACGGCUUCGACGCCAGCCGCGACUGCAGCGUGCUGCACAGCGCCGAGGUGACCGGCAAGGUGGUGCUCUGCGAGAGCAGGGGCCCGAGCGGCCGCAUCGAGGCCGGCCAGACCGUGGCGGCGUACGGCGGCGUGGGCAUGAUCGUGAUGAACAAGGCGGCGGAGGGGUACACCACCUUUGCCGACGCGCACGUCCUCCCUACGUCGCACGUCAGCUACGAAGCCGGGGCCAAGAUCAUGGCCUACCUCAACUCCACGGCCAACGGGGCGGCGAGCAUCGACUUCAAGGGGACGAUCAUCGGCUCGUACCCGUCGCCGAUGGUCACCUUCUUCUCGUCCCGUGGGCCGAGCAAGGCGAGCCCGGGCAUCCUGAAGCCGGACAUCACGGGCCCCGGCAUGAACAUCCUCGCGGCGUGGGCGCCGAGCGACUCGCACACGGAGUUCUCCGACGGCGGGGCCGACCUCUCCUUCUUCGUCGAGUCCGGGACGUCCAUGUCGACGCCGCACCUGAGCGGCAUCGCGGCGCUCCUCAAGAGCCUGCACCCAGACUGGUCACCGACCGCGAUCAAGUCGGCGAUCAGACGGGAGUUAUUGCUUAGGACCCACGCGUCAUACACACAUGCAUGGGAAGGGAGAGAGAGAAGCUAG
Messenger RNA from Miscanthus lutarioriparius, 1191 nucleotides. The record is from the annotation of a GenBank genome assembly. NCBI's taxonomy places the organism in Eukaryota, Viridiplantae, Streptophyta, Magnoliopsida, Poales, Poaceae.